Molecule: messenger RNA, 1667 nt
Organism: Leopardus geoffroyi (Geoffroy's cat)
Lineage: Eukaryota; Metazoa; Chordata; Mammalia; Carnivora; Felidae
Product: atherin-like
Exons: 3
Coding region: 1-1044 (347 amino acids)
Source: RefSeq, a predicted model, not a curated record
AUGGUGGCCCCUUCCUCCUUCCUGUAUGAGCUUCCUGGUCGCUCCGUCGCGAAGGCCAAUCUGCCCCACCCUCGCUGGGGAGAGUCGAGCCCGUCGCCGCACGCGAAGGCCGCGACGACCCCCGACCCUGCGGGCCCGGAGCGGGUCCUGCGCCGCCGCCGGGCCGGGGCCCCGGGGACGCGGGCCGCCUCACCUGCAGGUAAACUUGAGGGCGACGAGCAGCGCGCAGCCGAGCGCCACGGCCCCGCAGAGCAGCUCGGGCCGCCGGCGCGCCAUGAGGGAGGCGCCGCGCAGCCCGCGGCGGAGCCGGCCCGCCGAGGACGCUCCGGCCGGGGCCGGGCUGAAGGAGCCGGAGCCCGCGGAGCCGCCGCCGCCGCCGCCACCCUCGUCCUCGGCGUCGUCGCUGCUGCUGCUGCUGUUGCCGCCGCCGCGGCCACCGCAUUCCGACAUUACAUGCUCCCUGUCGCCGGCUUUAUACCGCCGCCGCCGCUUCGGGCCACAGGGCCCGGCCCGGCCCGUCGCUCCCCAACCCCGCAGUUCGCCGCGCCCGCUAACCCGGACCCUCCACGUCAGCCCCGCCGCCGUCGCGAAGCCCGCCCCCGCGCAGGCGGCUCCGCCCCCGCCCGCGGAGCCUGCGCGGACGCCGGCACCUCCCGGCGGACCCCGCCCCCCCCCCCCCCCCCGCUGACGGAGUCUGCGCGCACGCCGGCCCCGCCUGACAGCCCCGCCCCCGAUCGAGCCACGCCCCUCGCCCGCGGAGCCUGCGCAGACGGCCUCCCCGCAAGUGCCACCUGCGGCCCGGCGGUCUUCCCACAGGCCCCGCCCUCCGUCCGCGGAGUCUGCGCAGUCGCGGGUCGAGCGUCUUUCCAGUCCUCCCCGGGAUGCGCUCAGUGCGCGUGCAGGCAGCCACGGGCCGUCGGGGCUCCCAGCUUGGCCUGCUGCAUUUUAGGUGCCAUAAUGACGACGGCAUUCGUGCCCGCGAGUCCGUACAGGCUCCGGGGACAUAGACAUGUGGCUGCUUCUUUGACCAGAAUGUACUUCUGAAACUGACAAAUUCAGUUCUGACUAUCCCAGGCAGUCAGGAUCAGGCUGCACUGCUCUGCAGGGCUAAGUCAGCCCUAACUUGUCCACAUCAACCUGCAUGUGAGUUUUCAUGGUCACUUUUUAUACCAUACUCAAGUUGGUGGAGUUGGAGAAGGGGGCAGGGAGAUUAUAUACCAUAUAUAAACGCUUUCUUAGAACCAGAGACAAGUAUGCUCAUUAGCUUUUAAAGCUUCUAAGCAUUUACCCAGCCAACAGGAUGUGCCUGACGAGGUCCAGGUUGGCAGGUAUUUCGGGAGGGAAGCCGACCCCUGAGCCUGAGUGGUCCAGGCAGUGGUGGCUAUGCUUCCUGGAGACUUUGUGUCAAGACCCCAGAAUUGGCUUUCCAGAAAUUAGCGUUCUUUCCUUGCAACAAACACCCACAAGAAGUCUAAAUUCUAAUCUCUCGAGGCCAACUGAAGAGUGUUUCCGUUCUCAUCUUGGCCACUCACAGGAUCUCAAACUUUGAGUUUCUAGCCUGGAUUCUGAACACGAUGACAACCAACUUUUUUUCUUUUUCUUUCUUUUUUUUUUUUAUUUUUUAAGAGAGAGAGGGAGAGCCCAUGUGCACGUAAGUGGGAGACGGG